Messenger RNA from Boleophthalmus pectinirostris (great blue-spotted mudskipper), 1839 nucleotides. RefSeq names its product F-box protein 25 (gene fbxo25). The coding region runs from base 131 to 1213 and encodes 360 amino acids. Lineage: Eukaryota; Metazoa; Chordata; Actinopteri; Gobiiformes; Gobiidae. The record is from RefSeq and is a predicted model, not a curated record. Gene Ontology annotation, cellular component: nucleus; cytoplasm; SCF ubiquitin ligase complex. Gene Ontology annotation, biological process: protein ubiquitination. Gene Ontology annotation, molecular function: protein binding. The transcript is spliced from 11 exons.
GGGAGUGCCGGAAUGCUACACUCUGCACUGUGUUUACUUCCGUCAAUAUUUCUAACGCAGCAGGCAGAAAAGCGGACAGAGGAUACGACAAAGGAGACGACUCCGUGUGAAGAAACUAGCUUCGGUCAAAAUGCCUUUCUUGGGCAAGGAUUGGCGGUCUCCUGGAUGGUGUUGGGAGAAGACUGACAAUGGUUGGAAGAGGAUCAUCUUGUAUGGCCAGGAAAAUAACAACUUGGAUUUUGCUGAACUGUGCAGUGAUGACAAAGACGGUGUGUUUGUGGGAGACGUUUGUGAAUUGACCAGCGUCAAGCAGCAAAAGGACCUCUACAACAACAGCACCAAGUCUCACUUUGUAAAAGACAAAUGGAUAUAUGUCCAUAAAGUCAGCACUAAAGAAAGGCAAGGAUACAGCACACUUGGAGAAGCCCUUAACCGUCUGGACUUUUCCACUGCUGUUGAGGACUUGCGGAGAUUCAACUAUGUUGCUAAACUAUUCCAGUUAAUUGCCAGGUACCAUCUUACAUCUUUAAGUGGAGCUGCUCAAAAGAAUUACUUCAAUAUACUUGAAAAGAUUGUACAGAAAGUGCUAGAUGACUGCUAUAACCCUCGCCUCGUCAAAGACCUGCUGCAGGACUUGGUUUCCACGCUGCAUGGCCUGACUGUUCAUGUGGGGAGGGUGGUCCUUGUGGGAAACAUUAACAUAUGGAUGUCCCGACUGGAAGUUAUCCUAAAGUGGCAGGAGCAGCUCAACAACCUGCAGAUCCCAAAGCAUCGGUGCAAUGGCAUGUCCCUUAGCGACCUGCCCAUUCACAUGCACAACAAGAUUCUGAGUAAGCUGUCUGACGCCUGUGACAUCAUUAAUCUGGGUCAGGCCAUGCCCACACUGCGCUUCCUCAGUGAGGACAAGAUACUGUGGAAAAAGCUUUGCUACUUUCACUUCUCUGAUAAAGAGUAUCAUAAGAACUUAGUUUUGACCAAGAGUGACAACGUGGACUGGAAGCUCAUGUACUUCACAUUAAAGAAACAUUACCCCAUGAGAGAGCAAUAUGGGGACACAUUACACUACUGCAAGCACUGUCACAUCCUCUUCUGGCAGGAUCUACACCUGGCAUUAAUAUUCAAGGACUGGGGACACCCCUGCACAGCCAUUGACCCAGACAAGUGCCUCAUGCCCAUCUCCCCACAGGACUUUAUUGAACUCUUUCAGUAUUAACCCAAUACCCCCAAAACCAACCAAAAGUGUGUAUGGGACUUUACCAGUGUAGUCAAAUACAAAGGGCUUCAAGCAAUGAUCAAUGAUUUUAUGUCCUUAAUUCAUCCAUUCCUGUGGAAAAUGUACUGUUUUUUAACUUUCCGAAUGUUGGUAAAAGUGUAAGAACCUUGAACACAAACACAUGGAGGGAAAAUAAUGUCUAUACAAGUGUUGUUUUAUAAGAAGUCAUAAUGUGAAAUAAGGACUAAAGUGUUUUGGUUUACAUAAUGUAAAUAUAAUGAAAACCAUUGUAAACCAUUACAGACUAACUCAUGGUGUUAUAAAACACAAUUAGACAUGUUGUAUUUGAGAUUAUAUGAAUGCAUGUCCGUUAAUGUGUUUACUGUAUAUUGUCGUGUUACGUCUGCUUUGUGAAGUCACUUUAGAAAGAUUCUGUCAAACCUUACGAUUUGUUAAGAUUUUUUAAAUAUAUUGAUCUCGUAACAGACAGGGAAAUGUACAAACACUAUUUAUGAAAAGAGUUACCUUUUAUACCCUUUUCUUAAACUUUUGUAUCCUCCAGCGCUUCGUGUGGUGGUAGUCUAAAAGGUACUAUUGUGACUAUUUGGGAGAAAGUAACCUCAAUA